Messenger RNA from Rana temporaria (common frog), 574 nucleotides. RefSeq names its product pancreatic secretory granule membrane major glycoprotein GP2-like. Bases 59 to 574 code for a protein of 171 amino acids. The transcript is spliced from 4 exons. The record is from RefSeq and is a predicted model, not a curated record. NCBI's taxonomy places the organism in Eukaryota, Metazoa, Chordata, Amphibia, Anura, Ranidae. Gene Ontology annotation, biological process: neutrophil migration. Gene Ontology annotation, cellular component: apical plasma membrane; cell surface.
AAAAAUCACAAGAAGCAGCACCCUUCGCAUAACCCUGCUGUGUGUCUAUGGGUUGGAUAUGAUAACCAGUCUGCAGAAGACUCUGCAUCCUAUCCCCAGCCCAUCAUACAACACCACCAUGGCUCUAUACAAGGAUAGUAACUACACAACUCCACACACAGGGCCGGAAGUCACCCUGUUCACCGAGGAAUUCUUGUAUGUUGGAGUCUUCAUUUUGGGUGGAGACCCAUCAAAUGCCGUCCUGGUGAUGAAGAACUGCUACGCUACCCCAACAAAUGAUGCCGACUACCCUGUGAGAUACUACAUCAUUCAAAACAGCUGUCCUAACAUACAUGAUGGAACUAUGAGUGUUGAAGAGAACGGUGUCUCCAGACAAGGACGGUUUUCUGUUCAGAUGUUCAAGUUUGUUGGAAGCCAUGAUGAGGUGUAUCUACACUGUGCUGUCAGCCUGUGUGACAUCGCUAUUGGAUCCUGUAGACCUAUGUGGCUCCAUUUUUCCUUGUUUCCUUUUGAUUUCUCUGGCUGCGGACCAGGCAAACACCUGGAUCUUUCCAGCAGCUUAUCAGAUCGCUAG